This is a messenger RNA of Paramuricea clavata, 3866 nucleotides long. The record is from the annotation of a GenBank genome assembly. NCBI's taxonomy places the organism in Eukaryota, Metazoa, Cnidaria, Anthozoa, Malacalcyonacea, Plexauridae.
UAUAUAGAAAUUUGGUUUUGUUCAUUUGUCAGCUGGUGAACUUUUGCGACAAGAACGGGACAGUGGUUCGAAAGAUGGAAAUCUUAUUCAGGAUUGCAUUAAAGAAGGAAAGAUUGUUCCUGUAGCAAUUACAGUUACACUUUUACAAAAGGUGUAUAUGCAGUGCCAGAGAAACCAUAUUAUUUAAUAAAAACAAGCUGAUCUACAGGGUGUCCCAAGUAUACAUUUUGAAAUUUUCCUUUUGUAAUAAUUUGAAUGUCUGAGCAUUAUGCUGAAUCCACGGAAGCGGAAAAUACAGGGUGUAUAUAUUAACAAACGAAACCUGAAUAAAUAAUUUUGUUCUUUUUAAGUACUACUCCUGGGAAUUUCAAAUAGCUUAUAAUAUUAUAAAAGAAGAGUGAUUCAGGGGUAUUUUGCGGGGGGGGGGGGAGAUUCCCCCUAAAAUCCCGAAUUCCCUCCCCCCCCCAAUCUGAAAAUAGCUAAAUUCUGGGAGGGAGCAUUUCUCCCCAAAAUGGAAUAUGAAUAUCAUUAUUAAUAUUAAAGCUCCCAUCCAAGUCCCAAAACCUAAAAUACCCCUGGUGACUACACAAAUUACUAAUCAGUCACACCGUCAGCUCGAGCAAACAUAGUUCAACGAAUCACGGAGCAAGAGUUUUUAUUGUGUUAAAUUAUACGCUCAAAGUACAUAUUAAAUUAUUGUGUUUACGCACUUGUGGGUUCAACAUAGUAAUAAGGCAUUCAUUUCCAACAAAGGCUUGAUUUCAAAAGGUAUACUAUUUUUUUGGGACACCCUGUAUGUUAAACAAACUGUCAGUCUACCUCAGUAAUAAAAUUAAAAACGCCAUAUACAGUAUUUUACAUAUGUGUCUGGAAAAACAACGUACUAUUAAACCUAUCCCUCCUUUCCUUCAAAGAGGGACUGCUCGCAGUCUAGGCAAAAAUGACUCGUAGCUGAAAAGAACAUUUCGGAAGAAGUGAAAGUGCUAGGUGUGAGACAAAUCACCCAUGCAGUAAAAACUGCAAAUUUGACAGGAAUUUAAAAGUGGGCUCACUUUAGCCGGCUGUGGUGUUAGCUCAAUUUAAGGUGUAUGUAGUAGUAAUUGUAAUUAAAAACUUCUAUAGCGCAUUUUCCAUGACUAAAUGAUCAAAUGCGCUGAUCAAAUGCGCAAAUGCGAUCAAAUAAUAGUCUGCUCGCACGAAGGGUCGCGUAACCCAGAGGUGCCUUCUCACAGGCUAUGUGUGUAGCUUCCUGCCGUAGUUGCACAAGUUGUUUCAGAUUUUGCACUUUUAUUAAUGGAACUGUAGAGAAAAUUUGACGAUUAACCAUGACUGCAAUGUUUGCAAAAUUUUUCAAUUGUUUUAGGCAAUGGAGAGGAGUCCUGUGAAGAAAUUUCUUGUUGAUGGUUUUCCAAGAAAUGAAGAUAAUCUUCAAGGUUGGAGUGAAAAAAUGGAUGGUAUUGUUGAUGUGAAAUGUGUUCUGUUCUUUGAUUGUCCAGAAGAGGUUAGUAUACAAUUCAAUGUUAACGUUUUAAUGAGUGAAAACACAGUUUAAAAGAUAUUUGUAUAUAUAUAGUGGACCAAUACAUGUGAAGUUUUGCUUUGUGGCAAGUAGGAAUAUUACGUGUGAAAACUUUACGGUAUUGAAAAUAUUUUGAUCUAUUGGAAAUUUCCGAAGAAACUUAUACCAAUAGCUAAAUUCGUAUUAGAAUACGGGAAACUCGUCGAAACAUCGCGCGAAUAAACCCAUCCCACUGACCCAUCCUCGUCCCCAGGCCCAAGCUCGGGCGGGCCGAGCUUGGGCAUGGGGACGAGUCUCCUGUCAGGUUUUCCUUAAGGAGGAAAACCUGACGUUUGCCGAAUCUUGGAGAAAAUCCGUCUUCUAAUGUGAAUUCAGCUAGUACAGAAGUUGUUAGCGCCUAUGAUUUUGGCGUAACCGUUGCAAUGCUGUCGCCAUGCUCCUAGUUCGUACGUUGAUGAGAGACAUUCACCCCCUGAAAAUAUUCAAAAUGGCGGAUGUUCAGGGGGGUGAAUGCCUCUCGUAAGUGCACUGGCUAGGAAUGUGACGAGUGCAUUUUGAUGACGAAUCAUGGCUUGACGGCGUUUACGCUUUUUUGGCUGAGUCAGACUUCGGUAAAUGUCUAUUCUGUGAUAUUGUGUAUACAGCUAUUUCAGUUAAGGUUGUCCACGAACAAAGCGGAAAAGUCGAAUACGAGCGCGAAAGGCUGCUGGGAAUCGCUAACAAAUUAAUGAAUUUUCAAAGCGGUUCCCAGCAGCCUUUCGCGCUCGUAUUCGACUUUUCCGCUUUGCUCGUGGACAACCUUAAUUGAAAUAGCUGUAUACAUCAGGCAAAGUAACAUCGUUGAUGGUUAAAUAAUCUCAGUUUAGUUAUAGCUGUAACUUAAAGUAAUGGUGACAGUGUAGCCCUAAUACCUGUCCUCCAUAUUAUUUCCCAGGAAUGCAUAAGGAGGAUAGUUGAACGAGGUAAAACCAGUGGUAGAACAGAUGACAAUAUUGAAAGCUUAAGAAAGAGGUUGGUGAAGAAAGAGGCUCGUGCUCGACCAUGUGGGCAACGAAUGCCAAUAUGAAAGUGACAUUUUUUUGUACUGUACUUUGUUUUUUAUAUUAAUAUUCUUUAAACCUAUUCUCCUUCCCCUAUCUUCUCAUUAGGUUUAACACAUACAAGGAAUCGACUAUGCCCAUAAUAAAGCAUUACGAGAAACUUAAUCUUGUGAAAACAAUUCCUGCUACAGGGAAACCAGAGGAGGUACAGUAAAUCACACGAAAUAUUGUAUGGUAUAACAAAAUAAUCAUUAGGGAGUUUAAGCUUCACGUUUGAGGGCACUUUCUUACUAGAAUUUUCGCUUAAAUUCUUUACUUCAUAUUUUCUUUUGGGACUCAAAGAAAUCAUGAUACAUUGCAAGAACGUUUUCCAUUAAUAGCCUUAUAGCCUUUGCCGUUUGACGUAUGAAAGCUCAAACUCCUUAGUAUGGACAGCUGCGAUGUGAUGCACAACUACAUGAAAGAUAGAACUUCCGAAGGCCUUUCGUCAGUCCUGCAUAUAUUUUUCAGAUACUGUAGUUGUAUGUCCUUCUCACCGCAGCUGUCUGUUAUCGUCUUUGUAGGUUCAGGGCCCUAGCCACCAGGAACACCAGGGUGUUCCCCCCCCCCCCCCCCUCGCCCUAUUAGAUUUAGCCCUGUAUCCGUCAUGUUAGUAUAUUCUUUCAAAAGAAAUACCUCUGUCCUGCUAUUUGAAUGUACUCAAUGACAUGAAAAAACCACACUAAAUUUCAAACACUUAGGGUGUUGUAUAGGGAAAUCUUAAGCCAAUAUUUGUUUCAUUUGUCUACAGGUCUUUGAAGAUGUAGAAAAAGCAAUAAAUGCAAUACUUGAAUGAUGGUUGAUCAAUUAUAUGAACAUUUAGAUGUCUAUUUUAAUUAAUGUCUGUGAAACAAUUUUUAUGGAGAAAAUAAAUAAUUCUGUCACGCAGAGCAAUACAGUAAUGCAUGGGCGCCAAUUGCGACCAAAUUUUUAAUCUAGCGACCAAAUAUUUGCCAAAGCUAGCCCUCGUGCGACUGAGAAAAAAAUUUAAAUGAUAAAGGAUUUAAAUAUCUCAAUAUCUUAUUCUGGUUUUGCAUAGAAUUUGCGAAAUUACAACUGUUUUUUAUGUUUUCUGCGCGGUAAUAAAUCGUGACUGACAAUACUGUUUAAUCUAUCUACCAAACGUAAAAUCCUUCGUUUUACCACCUGCAUGUUCCUACUUUUACCUUUUAAGUUUAUGUUGGAAAGAAACAUCUGACAGGGUGGUAGAGGGGAUGAGAUUAGAUUAGAAUACAGAGCCUGAUAAUUUCACAACUUGUCAUUAUUAC